This is a messenger RNA of Akanthomyces muscarius, 1650 nucleotides long. RefSeq lists its product as uncharacterized. The transcript has 7 exons. The coding region runs from base 1 to 1650 and encodes 549 amino acids. NCBI's taxonomy places the organism in Eukaryota, Fungi, Ascomycota, Sordariomycetes, Hypocreales, Cordycipitaceae. Gene Ontology annotation, biological process: amino acid transmembrane transport. Gene Ontology annotation, molecular function: amino acid transmembrane transporter activity. The record is from RefSeq and is a predicted model, not a curated record. Gene Ontology annotation, cellular component: membrane.
AUGGCUAAAGAAGCCCAAACGACCGAUCACGACAUAGAGGCGGUCACCCAGGAGAUAUCUAACAUAGAAGACCCCAAAUUUCGCGAUUUCGAACGAACAAGCGAAGAUGGAAAUGUCCAACGCGGGCUGAAGAGCCGACACAUCCAAUUGAUUGCCCUUGGUGGCACGAUCGGCACCGGAUUGUUUAUCGGAUCUGGGGGCGUCCUCGCCGAGACUGGACCAGCACCGCUCCUUUUGUCGUACUGCAUCAUGACUGUCCUUGUCGGGAUUUUGACGAUGGAUCUCGGUGAGGUGGCUAGUUACAUGCCGAUCAAAGGUGUCACAAUCCCAUAUCUGGUGCAGCGCUUCAUGGAUUCUAGUCUGGCCUUUGCUUUUGGCUGGAACUAUUGGUUUGCCUAUUGCAUGAUUCUUCCAGCGGAAUCGACCGCAUCGGCUGUCAUCAUGGAGUAUUGGACGACAACUGUCCCUUCUGCAGUCUGGAUUACCAUCAUUAUAGUCGUGUGCGUUCUACUCAAUCUUAUCGCCGUCAAGUACUAUGGUGAAGUCGAAUUCUGGUUCGCUUCUGUCAAAGUCAUCGCUAUCUUCGUCCUCCUGAUUAUCGGCAUCGUCAUCUUCUUCGGUGGCACUCCAACCCAUGAUCGAAUCGGCUUCCGCUACUGGAAUAACCCCGGUGCUUUUAAGCCAUUUCUCAAGGGCGGAAAUACCGGCAAAUUUCUCGCAGUCUGGGAUGCUCUGAUACGUGCUGGGUUCUCGUACAUUCUCUCGCCAGAGAUCAUUGCCAACACCGCAGGCGAGUGCCAAGCUCCGCGUCGCAACAUCCCCAAAGCAGCGCGUCGCUACAUCUGGCGCCUUUUGCUCUUUUACGUCGGAGGUGCUUUGGUCAUUGGAGUCAUCGUUCCAUACAACGAUAAACGUCUACUUGGCGCCAGCAACGCUUCCGCGAGCCCUUUCGUCAUCGGCAUUCACAACGCUGCAAUCCCUGCUCUCGAUCACAUUCUCAAUGGGGUUGCGCUCACAGCAGCGUGGUCUGCGGGCAACUCGCAGCUAUACUCCGCAUCCAGAAUGCUGUACGGAAUGGCCUGCAAUGGCAAAGCACCAAAGACAUUCCGUCGCUGCAAUCGAUGGGGAGUGCCGUACAUGGCAGUGCUGGCGUCUUCCGUCCUGAGCUUCCUGGCCUAUCUCAAUCUGUCAAGCAGUGGAUCGGAUGUAUUCGUGUGGCUAACCACCAUCAUUACCGUCAGCGGCAUGAUCAACUGGAAUAUUAUUCUCGUCAUGUACCUGAGAUUCCGCGCGGCGGUGAAAUUGAAUGGUAUUGGCGAUAAGCUACCGUUCAGAAGCCCCUGGCAGCCGUACUCGACAUACUUUACGCUUCUUGUGCUCAGUCUCAUGUGUAUCACCAAUGGGUUCGCGGUCUUUUUCCCGGGUCACUUCGACGCUGCCAAGUUUGUAACGUCAUACGCGUCUUUCCCAAUCUUCCUGAUCCUUUACUUGGGCCACCGCUUCUGGGUUGGAAGGAAGAAGCCUUGGAUUACACCAGUUACUGAGAUUGACGUUCUCAGUGGACUGGAGGAAGUUGAAGAAAUAACAGUGCAGGAUGUCCCACCAGUUCCUCGAAAUCUUCUGGAGAGGUUCUGGUUUUGGCUUUGUUAG